Molecule: messenger RNA, 2313 nt
Organism: Diaporthe amygdali
Lineage: Eukaryota; Fungi; Ascomycota; Sordariomycetes; Diaporthales; Diaporthaceae
Product: ubiquitin family protein
Exons: 2
Coding region: 1-2313 (770 amino acids)
Biological process (GO): endoplasmic reticulum unfolded protein response
Molecular function (GO): protein binding
Source: RefSeq, a predicted model, not a curated record
AUGGCUGAAGACGCGCCAUCAUCGUCGAAUGCUCCCUCCCAGGGGGAGAGCCCGCUGGCUGUCAACAUAUCGAUUAUCUCCCCUUCGCUCGCUGUCAAUGCCCCACUGAAUUUCACUGGUCUCCCGGCCUCUACGACUAUUGGUCAGCUCAAGGAGAAAAUCCGUGAAGUGUUGGAUGCGAGGCCGGCCAACGAGCAGCAGCGUCUGAUUCACCAGGGCAAGCUACUAAACCGGGAGAGCGAGACUCUGCUAGACAUUUUUGGAGAGCAAAAGCUUCGCGCCUCGGACCAAGUGGCCAUCCACCUCGUCAUCCGGGACUACGUCGACCCUCAGCACGCCUCCAGCCAGGGCGCACCCGCCCGUGACCAGAGUCCUGCGCCGAACACUGCGUCCCGUCCAAACGCCCCUUCUGUCCUCAACUCCGCAGCCACACCUCAACAUCACCAUCAUCCUGGCCACCACCACCAUCAUCUCCCUCCUCGAUUUGGAGGCCCGACACCACAUGCAGGCCAAACCCACUCGCCAUUCCCCGUACACGGAUUGGGGGCUGCGCCUCCGGGGAACCAGACAAGCGCACAACUGGUUGCUCAGCAGCAGCAGCUGAUGCAACAAUAUCUCAAUCAGCUGAACCAGCGACCAGGAGGGCACCAUGGCCAACAAGCAAGGGCCUCCGUUGGUUUACCAGGCCUGCCAGUGCCCGGCCAGGCAAUCAACCCACAGUUUCCUUCGAAUCACGGCCAAGGAAGAAACAGCCCUCACCCAGAAUAUCAAGGUUAUGUGCGAGAAACUGUCGGUCCAAACGGUGAAGUAGUUCGCGUGACGAUGAACUCGGCAUUCAUCGCUCCGAAUGGGCAGGUCUUUCCCGUGAAUUUCCAGAACCUACAGCAGGGCAAUGGAGGUUCGCCAGCACCGGCGCAUGGGGGUCCUUUUUCGACGAACGAUGUGCAAAACAUAAUUCGCAAUGCCGAUGCCAGCCAGGCGACAUCCAUGAUGACCAAUGCUAUGCAUCGAAGCGCGUCCGGCGCUUCUCUUGCAAACUUGAAUUUGAAUGGCCAACGGCAACCGAUUCAAACCCCCGGAGUCACAGUGCCUAGGAGGCCUGGUUCUACGGUUCCUCUGAGUAGGAAUGCCACACCCGAUCCCACUAGGACUUCUAGCCACGGAAGCGUCUCAGCGCCCCCAGCGAACCCUGCCAUGAGAAUGCCAACUUCAAACCAACCUGAGGUGUAUAUACUGAACUCACCACGAGGACCUCGGGCCCUGCUCGUCAAUAAUCUUUCAGAAAUGUACUACACACCCGCACCACGAUAUCACUUGCCUCAGAUCGUACCCAAUUUCACGUCUGCGUGGCUCCAACCGCCGCCAACUCAACCACGUCCGGGUUUUGCUACAGAUCACGCACAGCAAGCUGCCCAACCGCAACCUGUCGCCGCACAAGCUGAGCACCAGGCGCCGCAAAAUGGCAAUGUUAGAGUGCAUUAUCCCCAAGGACCUGCAGCACAGCGACAGAAUCAGCAACAGCAAGUUCAAGCGCGCCCGCUUGCACCCGGCGGCCCGCAGUUUCACCCAGCCAACCCGGAGGGGGGGCUGGCAGGGGCACUAUUUGCCGCGUUGUGGCCGCACAUAUGGCUGUUGAUAAGGCUGGGCGUCUUCGUAUGGUGGUUUACGUCCUCAGAUACGAGCUGGACGCGUUGGUUCACCAUCAUGGCUAUUGCCACGGCCGUUUUCCUCGUCAACACGGGUCUUCUGAAUGGGGUGGCCCACAACAUCUUCAACCCUGUACGGCAGCAUCUCGAUGGACUGAUCCCACUGGGUGCUCCUGGUCCAAAUGGAAACCGCGAGGCAGGCGGCAACAAUGCUCCAGCGGCAAACCAAGCAGCAGUUGGAGGCGGCGACAAUGAUAACCGAGAACGACAACCGCAACCCGGACAGCAGCAAGGCGGGCCGGACCCCGCCCAGGCUGCCGCGCGAUUGAUGGCUCAACGACAACAACAGAAUGCGAACUGGUUUCUCGAUCAGGUUCGUCGUCUUGAACGGGCAGGCCUUCUGUUUCUGGCCAGCAUCGCUCCAGGGGUGGCAGAGCGGCACAUCGCGGCACUGGAAGCUCAGGAACGGGCAGAGAGGGAGCGGAGAGAGGCCGAGGAACGUGCUGAGCGGGAACGUAGGGAGGCCGAGGAGCGUGCGGCCGACGAGGCCACUGCUGCUUCGGCUGAUGAUGCUGCAGCUCCCGGCGAGACACAGAAUACAGACUCUUCGCAGGCUGUGGGUGGAGGAAACGAGCAGCAGCAACAACCGCCAAUCGCUGCGGCUUGA